Molecule: messenger RNA, 4231 nt
Organism: Aureococcus anophagefferens
Lineage: Eukaryota; Pelagophyceae; Pelagomonadales; Pelagomonadaceae
Exons: 3
Coding region: 262-4155 (1297 amino acids)
Biological process (GO): spliceosomal complex assembly
Cellular component (GO): U2 snRNP; catalytic step 2 spliceosome; U12-type spliceosomal complex
Molecular function (GO): mRNA binding
Source: RefSeq, a predicted model, not a curated record
ACAGCAUGUGCUCGCCUCGCCGCUGAGUUAGUGCAGAGCGACCACCGCGCUUCGGACCCGCCCGACGCCGCCGCUCCUUCGCGCACCACUUCGCCGCGCCGCGGAGCUCGUGCGCGCGCGCCUCUCACCGCCCCGCGUCGCGGAGCGCGUCCGCUCGCCUUCCCACUCAGCGAGGAGGCAGCCAAGCCCGCGCGAGGAAGGCCGACGACCUCGACGUGGGCCGGUCGUGCUGCGACGUGACCGAGAAGACCACUGGUGACCAUGGGCGUCGAAGACGACGAGAUCGCGGCGCUCCAGGCCGCGCGCAAGGGCACGGCGCUCGGGGCGAAAGCCGGCGGAGAGUUCGACCGCGACUUGUACGGCGGCAGCGCCAAGGGAUACUCGCGCGAGGUCGUCGAUGACGUCAAGGAGGAUGAUGACGAGGCCAUGGACGUCGGCGCGAGCCACCCCGCGACCAAGGCCAACGCCCCGGUGGACGAGGAGGCGGCCGACUUCGACCCGUUCGCGGAGCACCGCGCGGCGUCGGGCCGCCAGGCCAUCGCGGAGCGCGAGUCCGAGUACCAGAAGCGGGGCCGGGCCCUGCAGCGCCUCUCGCCGGAGCGCGGCGACGUCUUCGCGGACAAGACUCCGGCCCGGUCGUACAAGGACGUGAUGCAGUCGCAGAACAUGGAUCACGAGCGCGACGCGCUCCUCAAGAAGAUCGCCGACGGCGAGAGCCUGCAGCAGGAGCCCGAGAAGAAGAAGCGGCGCUGGGACGACUCGGGCGCCGCGGCCGCGACGGCGGCGCCCGAGGCCGUCUCGCGCUUCCAGGACACGCCGGGGCGCUUCGACCAGAGCCCGGCGCGCGGCUUCGGGGGCGAGACGCCGUCGCGCUUUGAUGCCACGCCAGGGCGGUUCGACUCCACGCCUGGCCCGGCAUCGUCGCGCUUUGAUGCAACGCCCGGGCGCUUCGAGAUGACGCCUAGCGCCGAAAGAUUUGGCUCGACGCCGGGCCGCUUCGAGUCCACCCCCGCGACGGAUUCGGCGCGCUGGGACAGCACGCCCGGCCGCGAGGUCGCCGCGGCCAAGGCGUCGCGCUGGAUGGAGACGCCCGCGCGCGACGACGCGCCCGCCAAGGCCCAGCGCUGGGACUCGACGCCGACGGCGCCGGUCGCCGCGGAGUCGGGCGGCAAGCGGUCCCGCUGGGACGAGACGCCCAUGGUCGACAGCGGCGCCGCCGCGGGCGGCGCGACGCCCGUCGGCGGCUUCGGCGGCGCGACGCCGCUCGGCCUCGCGGACGCGAUGACGCCGACGCCGACGUCGUUCGCGGCGCAGUCCGCGGCGGCGCUCGCGCUGGACCGGGGGCCCGUGACGCCGGAGAUGGCCCAGCGCAUGCGCUGGGAGCGCGAGAUGAACGAGCGCAACCGGCCGCUCAGCGACGCGGAGCUCGACAUGAUGUUCCCGGCCAACGGCUACAAGAUCCUCGACCCGCCCGCGGGCUACGCGCCCAUCCACACGCCGAGCCGCAAGCUCACGGCGACGCCGACGCCCCUGCCCGGCAGCGCGGGCGCCCUCGGCGGCUUCUCCAUCGCCAACACGCCGAAGCGCGACGAGUACGGCGUGCCCGCGACGCCCAACGAGAACGAGCUGCCGACGAUCAAGCCCGAGGACUACCAGUACUUCAGCCGGCUCAUGGAGGACGUCGACGAGGACGGCCUCUCCAAGGAGGAGGCCAUGGAGCUCAAGAUCAUGCGCCUGCUCCUCAAGGUGAAGAACGGCACGCCGCCGCAGCGCAAGACGGCCCUGCGCCAGAUCACGGACAAGGCGCGCGAGUUCGGCGCGGGCAGCCUCUUCAACCAGAUCCUGCCGCUCCUGAUGUCGCCGACGCUCGAGGACCAGGAGCGCCACCUCCUCGUCAAGGUCAUCGACCGCAUCCUCUACAAGCUCGACGACCUCGUGCGGCCCUUCGUGCACAAGAUCCUCGUCGUCAUCGAGCCGCUCCUCAUCGACGAGGACUACUACGCGCGCGUCGAGGGCCGCGAGAUCAUCUCGAACCUGGCCAAGGCCGCGGGCCUCGCGACGAUGAUCGCGACGAUGCGGCCCGACAUCGACAAUUUGGACGAGUACGUGCGCAACACGACGGCGCGCGCCUUCGCCGUCGUCGCGUCGGCGCUCGGCAUCCCCGCGCUGUUGCCCUUCCUCAAGGCCGUCUGCCAGAGCCGGAAGUCGUGGCAGGCGCGCCACACGGGCAUCAAGAUCGUCCAGCAGAUCGCGAUCCUCAUGGGCUGCGCCGUGCUGCCGCACCUGCGCCAGAUGGUCGAGAUCAUCGAGCACGGCCUCGUCGACGACCAGCAGAAGGUGCGCACCAUCGGGUCGCUCGCGCUGGCCGCGCUCGCGGAGGCGGCGCACCCCUACGGCAUCGAGUCCUUCGACUCCGUGCUCAAGCCCCUGUGGAAGGGCAUCCGCCACCACCGCGGCAAGGGCCUCGCGGCCUUCCUCAAGGCCAUCGGCUUCAUCAUCCCGCUCAUGGACAGCAACUACGCCAACUACUACACGCGCGAGGUCAUGAUCAUCGUCAUCCGCGAGUUCCAGUCGCCCGACGAGGAGAUGAAGAAGAUCGUGCUCAAGGUCGUGAAGCAGUGCGUGGCGACGGACGGCGUCGAGGCGUCCUACGUCCGCGGCGAGAUCCUGCCCGAGUUCUUCCGCAACUUCUGGGUCCGCCGCAUGGCCCUGGACCGCCGCAACUACAAGCAGGUCGUCGAGACGACCGUGGAGCUCGCGAACAAGGUCGGCGCGGCGGAGAUCGUCGCGCGCGUCUGCGACGACCUCAAGGACGAGUCGGAGCCCUACCGGCGCAUGGUCAUGGAGACCAUCGAGCACGUCGUCCAGGACCUCGGCGCGGCGGACAUCGACGAGCGCCUCGAGGAGCAGCUCAUCGACGGCAUCCUCUACGCGUUCCAGGAGCAGGCGUCCGACGACACGGAGGCCAUGCUCAGCGGUUUUGGGGUGGUCGUCAACGCGCUGGGCCUGCGCACGAAGCCCUACCUGCCCCAGAUCUGCGGCACGAUCAAGUGGCGCCUCAACAACAAGGCCGCGAACGUCCGCAUGCAGGCCGCGGACUUGAUCGCGCGCAUCGCCGUCGUCAUGCGCCAGUGCCAGGAGGACCAGCUCAUGGGCCACCUCGGCGUCGUGCUCUACGAGUACCUGGGCGAGGAGUACCCCGAGGUGCUCGGCUCGAUCCUCGGCGCGCUCAAGGCCAUCGUCAACGUCAUCGGCAUGUCGAAGAUGACGCCGCCGAUCAAGGACCUCCUGCCGCGGCUCACGCCCAUCCUGAAGAACCGGCACGAGAAGGUCCAGGAGAACUGCAUCGACCUCGUGGGCCGCAUCGCGGACCGCGGCGCGGAGUUCGUCGCCGCGCGGGAGUGGAUGCGCAUCUGCUUCGAGCUUUUAGAGAUGCUCAAGGCGCACAAGAAGGCCAUCCGCCGCGCGGCCGUGAACACCUUCGGCUACAUCGCCAAGGCCAUCGGGCCCCAGGACGUGCUCCACACGCUGCUCAACAACCUCAAGGUCCAAGAGCGGCAGAACCGCGUCUGCACGACCGUCGCCAUCGGCAUCGUCGCGGAGACGUGCGCGCCCUUCACGGUGCUGCCGGCCCUGCUGAACGAGUACCGCGUGCCCGAACUCAACGUGCAGAACGGCGUGCUGAAGGCGCUGUCCUUCAUGUUCGAGUACAUCGGCGAGAUGGGCAAGGACUACGUCUACGCCGUGACGCCGCUCUUGGAGGACGCGCUCAUGGACCGGGAUUUGGUGCACCGGCAGACGGCCUGCGCGGCCAUCAAGCACCUGGCGCUGGGCGUCGCGGGCCUCGGCUGCGAGGACGCGCUCGUCCACCUCAUGAACCACGUCUGGCCCAACGUCUUCGAGACGUCGCCGCACGUCAUCGCCGCCGUCUUCGAGGCCAUCGAGGGCUUCAUGGUGUCGCUCGGCGUGCCCGUCGUGCUCAACUACGUGCUCCAGGGCCUCUACCACCCGGCGCGCCGCGUCCGCGACGUCUACUGGAAGAUCUACAACUCGCUCUACAUCUACGGCGCGGACGCGCUCACGUGCUGCUACCCGAACCUCGAGUCCGACGAGGCCAACUCGUACCGCCGCACCUACCUCGAGGUCUUCAUCUGAUCGGGCCGGCGCGGCGCGCGCACUCCCUACGUCCCCCCAACACCAAUCACACCCCCGCCUAAGCCCCGUCUAUUCG